CCGAAGCUCAGCACAGGGGGCGGUGUAGCGGCUACCGGCUGGACGAAGAGCGCAGGCCGGGUGCAGGGGGCCUCCGAGCGGUAUCCUGUCCCGGGAGGCAGUCGCGUAAGGCGUGGGGACGCGGGGGACUCGAGCGCGCAUUGGCGACAGGCAGGCGGGCGAGCCCACGGCACCGCGCCCCCCGUGUCCCCGCCCCCGCGCUGCGGAGAAUGGGCACCUCGGGCCGCGGGGCGCAGCCGGAGAAUAAACCCCAAUGAUCANGGGCUGAGUCCGCGCCACCACCAUGUCCGUGGCCUUCGCGUCGGCGCGGCCGAGAGGCAAAGGGGAGGUCACUCAGCAGACCAUCCAGAAGAUGCUGGAUGAGAACCACCACCUGAUCCAAUGCAUCCUGGANUACCAGAGCAAGGGCAAGACAGCNGAGUGCACGCAGUACCAGCAGAUCCUGCAUCGGAACCUGGUCUACCUAGCCACCAUAGCAGACUCCAAUCAGAACAUGCAGUCCCUGCUUCCCGCGCCUCCAACACAGAACAUGAACCUCGGGCCUGGAGCACUGAGUCAGAGUGGUUCCAGCCAGGGCCUGCACCCCCAGGGCAGCCUCAGCGAUACCGUCAGCACAGGCCUGCCCCCUGCCUCCCUCAUGCAGGGCCAGAUCGGUAACGGUCCAAACCACGUGUCCAUGCAGCAGACGGCUCAGAGCACACUGCCNACAACCUCCAUGAGCUUGUCAGGCAGUGGCCAUGGUACUGGCCCUGGGUACAGCCACUCUGGACCUACCUCACAGAGUGUCCCCAUGCAAGGCCAAGGUGCCAUCAGCAACUAUGUGUCUCGGACCAACAUCAACAUGCAGUCCAACCCAGUCUCCAUGAUGCACCAGCAGGCAGCCACGUCCCACUACAACUCAGCACAGGGUGGAAGCCAGCAUUACCAGGGCCAGGCACCCAUUGCCAUGAUGGGCCAGGGUGGCCAAGGAGGCAGCAUGAUGGGGCAGCGGCCCAUGGCGCCCUACAGACCCUCCCAGCAAGGCUCUUCCCAGCAGUACCUGGGCCAAGAGGAGUACUACAGCGAACAGUACAGCCACAGCCAGGGCUCCGCAGAGCCCAUGAGUCAACAGUACUACCCAGAUGUCCCAAGUCCUCACAGGACUCUCACAGAUGGCAAGCUGGGUUGUGACACUAUUGUAGCACAGGCUGUACCCACCAAAGGACGGCUGCCUGGUGCCUGGAUGUUCACAGGCAUGGUUGGUCUCACCGCCUCUGCUGUCUUCACAGGUCCUGCCCAGGGAGCCCCCUCACAGUACUCAAGCUACCAGCAAGGACAAGGUCAGCAGUAUGGAAGUUACAGAACAUCGCAGACAGGACCUUCUGCCCAGCAGCAGCGGCCUUACGGCUAUGAACAGGGCCAGUAUGGAAAUUACCAGCAAUAAAGAACAAGCAUUGUCUUUGGACCCAUCAUAGUAGUAUGUUCUGGACGAGCCGGUGGCACUUCUGAUGAGUAGCGACAUGUUGGUCACCCUCUCUGCCCAGUGCCGUGUCUGCAUGAGAGGCAGGCUCGUUUCAUGCUGGGUGUGAUGCCGUGUGCACCACUGGCUGCGAUGGCGUGACAUGUUUGGUGCUGUGUAAAGUAUUGUAUAUCNGUACGAUGGGGAGGUUGUCCUGUUUGUGUCCCCCGCCCCCUCCCUGAUGUUCUUAGCUAGCUUGGGGGGUGGUCACCGUGUCAUCACAUGUUCUGUGCCUGGUGAUGAGACAAUGUCUAAGAGACAUCAUGGUCCAUGCUGCUGUGAACAGACUCAGUCUGCCCCCUCUCAUACCAUUGUUGCAAAGUGGACUGUAAAUGUUUCUUCAACUGGCGGCUCAUAGCUUGACAUACAUACACCGCUAGGUGACCAUCUCUUCUGUGCCUAAGUAGGGCUUGAGGACACCUUCUGUGUCUUGGGUCAUGUCACUAUAACAAGGAAGAUGUGCUUUGUGUGCAAGGACCAUGAGCUGUCCUUUCCAGAACUUACCAAUUGCCUGUGUCUCUCCAGUUUCCAUGAUCCCAAAGUAUGUCUUUGUAUUAGCGAGUGAAGAAGGAUCGAUGACUGUAUUCCAAAUGACAGUCCGUGAGGGUGUGGGCAGCGUGAGGGGAGCCUUCACUAAGGAGGGCGGUGUCUGAAGAGCAAUUCUUGCUGUCUCCCAGCUGCUUGUGUGUAGUAUGGCUUUGGCCCUUGGCAUCAUCUCUAGGAUUUGAGUGUGCCCAAACCUAAGUUUAUAGAGAAUUUAAAGUACUCAUGUUUAAUUUUACAAGCAGUUGGCAAGUGUUUAUAUUCCUUCUUCNGGACCUCUGAGUUCAGAUUGCCAAGCAGAUGUUCCUUUGCAUUUAGGGAAGUCUGAAAUCCACACUGCAUUUUUAAUGAAUCCAAAUAACUUUAUUACGUUCUUUAGAAUGAAAAGGGCAAGUUUUAUACAGUGAGGAUUGGGUGGUUUUUUGUUUUUUUUUUUUUUUUAACAUUCCUAGGAUGUUUAAUCUCGUUUUAAUUCUGUGCAAACAUGAGAGACAGCCUUUUUGAAAAGGUUCUGUCAAUGGAAAACACCGCAUAUAAUGCAGCAGGCAUAUUUCUCAGCAUUUAUUUGGAUAAUAACAAUGUUACUGUGAGAAGAAAAGAACAACCUUGAAGAUGAGUGCUAAGAACAACCAGGAACAUACAAAACCAUCCCCAAGGAUGCAGGGCUUGGUGCAUCAGGCCUGUCCACCAGGAUGCUUUUGCUUUAUUUGUGUCUUAUAUGUAGCCCAGACUGGCCUCAAACUCACUACAUAGCUGAGGCUGAACUUAAUGAUCCCCCAGCCUCCACUCCCGGGUACUGAGACCACGGACAUGCACCACCACACCUGUUUUCAGCUGAUAGUUUUUAAAAUAUAAAACUUACCUGUAGCUCAGUAGUAAGGCACCUUUGUGGGGUUUGCUUGAAUUAAUCUUGACAGUCUUGCUGGAACUUACAGUGCCAGCUCCAUUUACUUACAGGAGAGUCAAGGGCCGGAUCAAAGGACUGGUCUGUAUUGGCUGCCGUCUUAACUCUAGGACAUUCUCCCUCUCCUGUGGGACCGUUAUCAACAACCAUGGGCAUAUCUGUCUCAUAGGCACAGGGUUUAGGAAACACACAGGCAAGGGCUGACUACAUGACGGCUUUAACUUUACAGAAACAAGUUUCUGAUCGCUACGUGGCAGAAGUAUUAGCAACUUCAUUUUAGGGACUCGUCAUCUCUUUAGCUCCUUUCCUUUCUGUCAAUUUUUAUAAAAACUAGCCUACAAGCUCACUUGGGGGCUAAAUAUCCCAUUGAAAAUGUCGAAACAUUUUAAGUAACUGUGAAAAUGGUUUUUAUUCCUUGCCAAUCUGGGAAUAUGCCUUUUAUGUAUGCAUACAUGUGCAAGUGUGUACGUGUGUGUGUGUGUGUGUGUAUAUAUAUGUAUGUGUGUGUAUGUAUGUGUGUGUAUAUAUAUGUGUGUGUAUGUUAAAGUGCUGUAUUAGUGUGUAUGUGUGUGUGUAUAUGUAAAGUGCUGUGUUAGUACGUGUUAAUGCUUUUUGAAAGAACACUUAAAAUAUGUAUCACCCCAAAAGUUCAAUUUGAAAUGUCUUACAUUAAGAAUUUCUUGAAUGUUGUGUAUAUAUUUUUAAAAGCACUUUGUGAAAUAGUUUGUACAUUUAUUUCCUAAUUUAUACCUGAUUUUGGUGUUAAUAUAUUUAAUGAUUAAUAAUAUUGUUUAUUUAAUGUUUUGUUGAUUUUUAUGUAAUUUUGUGGGGGAAAGUGAUGCCAGUCUUUUUCAUUGCCUGUACUAUAGCUUUUCUUCUGUAACAUGAAUGUUUGAAAAGUCCUAGGCUGAAAUGAACCCUUCGUGCAGGUGUGGUUGACUGUGUUUUGUUUUCAAUGGCUCCUCCUACUGAAGGCCAGAAAAGAUGCAAAGGGAGAUUUGGAAAUCGCUGCUCAUUCUUCCUCCUGUUUCCCAGCAUCCGUUCAAUACUUGGUGAACUUGACCACUGAGGACUGGGGUUUUCAGAUGUGCUGACCACUACCCGCUGCGCUUGUCAGGGGCUAUGGGUGGAUGGACAUCUUUGCAGACUUAGCAUAUAGCACAGUGGGAGAUGGGAGAUGUCUGCAGAGGCACUGGGCAGACACAGGUCUGGCCCAGAAAGGAGGUGUCUUCCUUUCCUGUUNUACCAGUUUUCAGACGUGGGCUUCAGUGACUGAGUGUCCAUUCAAACUUGUAAAANGAGGAAGACUUUCCAUUUCCAUUAAAACACUUUUUUAGCCAUUA
This is a messenger RNA of Mus caroli (Ryukyu mouse), 4288 nucleotides long. The record is from RefSeq and is a predicted model, not a curated record. Lineage: Eukaryota; Metazoa; Chordata; Mammalia; Rodentia; Muridae.